UUUUACAUUCUCAUAUCAGCGUGCUGGGAGGACACUCGCUCGCUUUCGGCGAAGCAUUCUUACAUGGAUCACAUCCAUUAUAAUUAGGGGGACGCACUCGCUGGCCUGGACCAUGAGCAAUGAGUCUGCCGUCUGGAAAAACCUAACAGAAAGCCCCACAGAGCUCCCCCUGGAGCCCGGGGGGCAGGAUGGCUACGUCCUGCUGCUGGUCCUCUUGUCCAUCUUCCUUGGGGGGACGCUGGUCCUGCUGUCCGUCCUGCUGAUCGCCUGCCGCCGCUGCUGUGAGGGGGACCGGCGCUACGCCCGGUUCAUUCUCUGCUUCAGAGCCAGUGAUGAUCCGGAGAAAACCACCACCUCCUAUCUCGAGGAGUCUCAGCCUGUGCAUGAAAUCACUAUCCGUGUGGAUGAGUCAGACUGUGUGUCAGCGGGCAGCUCCCACGACGCAGAGACCGAGCGCUUUCUCUCCACAGGGACCACGGGCCGCCGGGUCUCUUUCAACGAGGCUGCGCUCUUCGACCACAGCAAGAAGACGCAGGAGAAAGGUCGAAGGUACACACUCACCGAGGGAGACUUUCAUCACCUGAAGAACGCCAGGCUCACCCACCUCCACCUCCCUCCCCCUGCCCUCAAGAUCGUCACCAUCCACGAGUGUGAGUCAUCGGAGAACAGCAUCGCCAUGACAACCCGCCCCGUCGCUAAAUCCAGCCUCUCCAUCUUCCAGCCUCCAAUCUGUCCACUGCCACAGACUGCCCUGGUCAGUCUGAGUAUUAGUCCCAGUUCAGCUCUGCCAGGGGACGCUCUCAACUCCACUGUGGAUACCAGCUUCUGUGAGAGCCCACCGGCUCCUGGCCCUGAGCCCCCAAGCCCUAGCCUGAUGGAAGUGAGAGGGCUCAGCCCAGGCAGCAGGCGUGAGGGAGCAUCUCUCUCAGCCACGGGCCUGUCCUCCUCUGGCGUUGCCCCUCAGGGUCCAGUGCUGCAGUUCUUCACCAAGCUGCGGCGCCACGCCAGCCUGGAGGGAGCCAGCCCAUACUUCAAAAUCAAAAGAUGGAAGUUUGACAGCAGCCAGAGAGCCUCCAGUCUGGACACCAGAGGAUCCCCCAAGCGAAGGCCGUUUCAGAGGCAGCGAGCAGCCAGCGAGAGCAUGGAUGAGGAGGAACACGGUGCCCACCACAUCGACCUUAUCCAGUACAUUGCGCGCACCAAGGACAUGGCCUACUGCCCAAGCAGGCCGGCGCCGCGCCUCCUUUCCCCCCCAUCCACACCCCCACCGUCCCUCGGCAGGUUAGAGGUGGAGGUGAUGGUGGAGCCCAGCUGCAGCAGAGCGAUGGGGCCUGGGGUGAUUGGCCUGAGUGCCGAGCCCCAAGAUGAGGCUCCUGGAAUGGGCUAUCGUCGGGAGAGUACAGAUACCCAGACCCUCUAUCGUGACAUCUGGACCCUGCGUGCGUCUCUGGAGCAGUACAUUUCCUCUGAUCAGAGCAGUAACAAUGACAAAGACUCAGUGCACAGUGAUGCGGACAGCGUGUGUUCACUUAGGCUUAGGAUGGAGAAGGGUGGGCUGCCCAGAUACCCCUCUGAAGAUACUGGGGAUGGGAUGGAGGGGGAGAUAGAUUUGCCUGGAGAUACUGGUUUAGAGAAACGAGGGAAGAGGGAUAGCGUGGAUUCAGAGAGGGGGAGCGAUGGAGAGUCAGGAACACGGAAGCUUCUGCAGAUGGACAGUGGUUAUGCAUCUAUAGAAGCCCCGUCCCGUGGCCCUGAUGAGGUACGGCUGUUUCGGAGCAGCAGUGACAGUAAGGACGGGUCAGCAGUGGAGCGCCGACAUUUCUUCACCAGUUCAGGACACAGGGGAACCGUGUGCGAAAGCUUUGAGACGGACAUUUUUGAUGAAGAACUGGAAGAGGAACCUAUGGGAGCCAGCGGAGGUAGUGAUGGCUUGACGGAACUGGACGAGGGUGUUAUGGUAUGGUCACCUUAUGGGCAGAUGUUUACUCAGUCUGACACAACCCAGCCACGUGCCCCCGUUCUGUCUCGUCGGGACUACAGCAUAGACGAGAAAACAGACGCUCUCUUCCAUGAGUUUCUGCGCCAUGAUCCCCAGUUUGACCUGCAGGAGUCACCGGUGCGUUCCAAGCACCGUUCCCGUGUGCACCUGCGCAAGCAGUGGCAGCGUUCCAAGCAGUACAGCGACCCAGGCCAGCGCUUCCACUCGUCCUUUGACCGAUACCGCACUCCACUUCGCCGUGGCGAGACUGUCAACUACCCUCUAGAGAGUAGCUAUCACAGUACACUCCCCCGAAUUGUCAGCGCUCCAGAUGAGGAGAGCAGCGAGGGGGCAGCCAGCCUUCCCGAGACACCCAAGGCAGAUCAGAGCUCGGCAGCUGCAAGUGAGGAUGCUGCAGCUUUGAGGGACGACCACACAGGGGUCUCUCCCAGCACUGACACGAGUGGUGAUUUGAAGGACAAGGUGGAAAUUGCAUCCUCAACAUCACCUCCCCUGACUGAAAGCACUGUGGGACAACCAGAAGUCCCGGCAGAGGAGUCUGGGCAGAUGCGCCCGCUGCUUGAACCGGGUGAUGAUCACUCACCCCUACAGCUGACCGAAGCAGGGUACGGCCCCCAGACCAUCACGGCCGAGCUGAGUAAUAAGCUGGCCAUGAACCUCGAGGAGCGUCUGUACUCGGGCCUGCGCAGGACCAGGGAACAGCCAGAGUGCGCGCUGACAGCCACGCAUGCCUCACCCGACCACAGCCCAGUGUAGCAUGUGGCUCCACUCAUCCCCACCAACUCUAUGCUUACAUCUACAGGGCUUCAGUGUCCAGGUUGGAUGGAAAUUACCCUUAAGUUCAGAGCACACCGACUCAACGUUCUCCAACAAACACCAACAAACCAAAAUAUUAUGCCAUACUUUGGAUGAUUCUAGAACAGACAUACUCAAUCCUGAUCCUGGAACUCUACUAGCCUGUAGAGUCCAGAUUCAACACACCAAGAUCUAAUAUUCAGAUGCACCUGGAUUACCUGGAUCAGGUAUACUAGAUUAGGACCGGAGCUAGACUUUGCAGGGUUGUAGAUCUCUAGGUGUUUGGGCGUCCCUGCUCAAGAAUGUUGUUCCCUAUUCAUAGUGGUUCAUUUGUCUUGUCAGUUCAUGUAUUGGAACAGUAUACUGCUGACUGCCAACAUAAGAAUUUUGGUGUUUGUUGGAGAAUGUUGGGUCAAUGUGCCAUGACCUUUAAAUACUGAUCUGAGACCAGGUUGCUUAUCGCUUGAAGGUUAGAAUCAAGACAGAGUCCCCAAUCAGGUCCCAGAUCAGCGUUGAAGGGAAAUUCUAUCCUACUUCAUCUCCAAGGUUGACUAAGUGGAGAUUAGGACCCUUACCUCACAUCUAACAUGACAUUUUUGAAUGGUAUUUCUAUUUGUUUGUUAUUGCUUAUUCAGGCUCCAUUUAGCUAUGUGUUGAGCUCAAAAGCCAAUAUAUUCUCUGCACUAGGUACUCCACUGUGAAAUUGGGUGCUACUAGACUUCCGAUUAAUUCUAUGUUCUUCAGCAUUGAUUUGCCAUAUUUCUGUAUAGUAUCUCGAUUUAAACUCUUCCUCUUU
This is a messenger RNA of Colossoma macropomum (tambaqui), 3590 nucleotides long. It is a transcript of the gene cbarpb, whose product is annotated as CACN subunit beta associated regulatory protein b. Gene Ontology annotation, biological process: negative regulation of voltage-gated calcium channel activity; negative regulation of calcium ion-dependent exocytosis. NCBI's taxonomy places the organism in Eukaryota, Metazoa, Chordata, Actinopteri, Characiformes, Serrasalmidae. Gene Ontology annotation, molecular function: transmembrane transporter binding. The record is from RefSeq and is a predicted model, not a curated record. Gene Ontology annotation, cellular component: plasma membrane; secretory granule.